AUGAGCCCUCAGGUGGAUGGCCCAGCUGAAGCUGCGGCUGUGGAUUUGGAAAAUGCUCGCCAGAGGAGCUUGGAUGUCGCGCCUGUUGAGUUCGAGCCUGAGAAUAAGAUGAACAAUACGCCGGAAUAUAAGCAAGAUGCUUUCGGUAAUGAAGAAUUUGCUGAAGUCAAGUAUAAGAUCAUGAAGUGGUGGCAAUGCGGUUUGCUUAUGGUUGCUGAAACCGUCUCUCUUGGUGUCCUGUCUCUCCCUGCUGCUGUCGCAACGCUGGGUCUUGUGCCUUCAAUUAUCCUCAUCAUCGUCCUCGGUCUCCUCGCAACAUGGACCGGCUAUAUGAUCGGACAAAUGAAAUUGAAAUACCCCUACAUCAUGACCAUGGCCGACGCAGGAGAAGUCCUCGGCGGCCCAUUCGGACGCGAAUUUAUGGGCGUCUGCCAGAUCCUUUUCCUCAUCUUCAUCAUGGCGAGUCAUCUUUUGACAUUUACCGUCGCCAUGAACACUAUUACCAGCCAUGGCACUUGCUCGCUUGUUUUUGGCAUUGUUGGCACAAUCAUUUCCUUCCUGUGCUGUCUGCCACGUACUUUGGAGAAGAUGUCUUGGUUGUCUCUUGUUUCAUUCGUCAGCAUCAUCGUCGCGGUAUUCAUCUGCAUGAUCGCCGUCGGUAUCGAAAACCCCGGCAGUGGAGUUGUCGCUGUUGCCAAAACCGAUCUCUACCAUGGUUUCUCGGCUGUCUGCAACAUCGUCUUCGCUUUCUCCGGCCACGCUGCCUACUUCGGUCUGAUGGCUGAGCUGAAGAAUCCCCGCGACUUCACAAAGUCUCUCUGCCUGCUUCAGGGAAUUGAUAUUAGUUUGUACAUGGUUGCCUCCCUGGUGAUUUACCGUUACGCUGGUGAUGGUGUUACUUCGCCUGCCUUGGGAUCAGCUUCGCCCUUGAUUGCGAAGAUUUGCUAUGGCAUUGCUCUGCCUACGAUCAUCAUUGCUGGUGUUAUCAACGGCCACGUCGCAGUCAAGUAUGUCUAUGUCCGACUUCUGGCCGGAACAGACCGAAUGCACAAGCGCGACUGGAUCGCCGUCAGCUUGUGGCUCGGCAUUGCCGCAGGUCUCUGGAUCAUUGCGUGGAUUAUCUCUGCCGCAAUUCCCGUCUUCAGCAGCCUGCUGAGUUUGAUUACUGCUCUGUUCGCUUCCUGGUUCAGUUACUGCCUGGGUGGUGUUUUCUGGCUGUAUAUCAACAAGGGCCGUCUGACAUCCUCGCCGCGGAUGAUCGUCUUUACUAUUAUCAACCUGGUCCUUAUUGGAAUUGGGUUGACUAUUUGUGGUAUGGGUCUUUGGGUGUCUGGAAAGGCUAUUCACGAUAAUCCCAGCAGUGCGAGCUUUUCGUGUGCGAAUAAUGCUUGA
Penicillium subrubescens is the source of this 1392-nucleotide messenger RNA. Its product is annotated as neutral amino acid permease. The transcript has 7 exons. Gene Ontology annotation, cellular component: vacuolar membrane. The coding region runs from base 1 to 1392 and encodes 463 amino acids. NCBI's taxonomy places the organism in Eukaryota, Fungi, Ascomycota, Eurotiomycetes, Eurotiales, Aspergillaceae. The record is from RefSeq and is a predicted model, not a curated record. Gene Ontology annotation, molecular function: amino acid transmembrane transporter activity. Gene Ontology annotation, biological process: amino acid transmembrane transport.